Messenger RNA from Aspergillus saccharolyticus JOP 1030-1, 168 nucleotides. RefSeq lists its product as uncharacterized. The transcript has a single exon. The annotation marks the transcript as partial. Lineage: Eukaryota; Fungi; Ascomycota; Eurotiomycetes; Eurotiales; Aspergillaceae. The record is from RefSeq and is a predicted model, not a curated record.
UUAUUUAUUUCUAUGAAAGAUAGUAGUCUAGAUUUUUAUAUAGAUUAUAGAGAUUUUAAUAAGAUUCUUAUUAAGAAUUAUUAUUUUUUAUUUUUUAUUUUAAACAUUCAAAAUAGAAUUUCUAAAAGUGAAUACUUCUCUAAAAUUAAUAUUAAAGAUAUCUACUAG